This is a messenger RNA of Stereum hirsutum FP-91666 SS1, 1908 nucleotides long. RefSeq lists its product as uncharacterized. The coding region runs from base 7 to 1908 and encodes 633 amino acids. The transcript is spliced from 2 exons. The record is from RefSeq and is a predicted model, not a curated record. Lineage: Eukaryota; Fungi; Basidiomycota; Agaricomycetes; Russulales; Stereaceae.
GCAGCAAUGGAUGCCCAGGGUGAACAAGCUUGGAACGUCUUUUUAGCCUCCAGACUUGUCGCGUCAGGCCAGUCGCCCCCAACAAAUAACGCUCAUAUCCACUUCCUCGACGUCGAAAUCGAACGGUCCCACCGCCUUACUAGUUCUCUAAUUGCAAACAGAAAUGCCCUAGUACCUAUUAUCCGCGUUCCAUCCGAAAUUUUAGCCCACAUAUUCGAAAUAAUCAUCACCGCCGACUGGGAUGACUUCGCCGAUAUCGAAGAUUCUGAUGAAGCCGACGCGCUCUACCCAUCGCUACCUAGAUUUCGGCAGCCAUUUGUCGUGCUUGUGACCGCUACACACGUAUGUCGUCGCUUCCGCGAUGUUGCGCUCGAUACUCCAUCAUUGUGGCGAAACAUUAUCUGGGAGAGAUCGAAUUGGGCCCAGGAGAUGCUUCUCCGUGUGAAGCAGACCGCACUCGACAUUCGUGCGAUCGACGUGGACCCAGAUGCGACGGGCUUACACAGCUUUCCUACGGACCAAUCUACGACCAUCGCAAGGACCGCGCUACCAUACUUGGCUCGUGCGCGGUCACUUUGCCUUGAGGGACCUGCGCCGGAGACAUCUGUCUUGGUCGAGCUUCUCUCUAGGCCAGCGCCAUUAUUGGAGUCGGCUAGACUGGAGUAUCAAUACUUUGGAGGAAAUGAGCAGGAACCGUCGGGUCAACAAAUUUAUCCCGACAUUUUGUUUGGGAAGCACGCCCCACGUCUUCGGCAUCUCUCGCUCUGCGGAGAUAUUCAGCCCUCCUUGUGGUCUUCUCCUAUCAUGUCGGGACUGAAAUCGUUGACAAUGAUGGCAGCACCACACGAGUCUAUUCACCUCCGUGAGCGGGCUUGCAUACCUCCGUCUCUCCAUGAACUGAUGCAGGCCCUCGAGCGUAUGCAACAGCUGUGGAGUCUGACUGUUCACCAAUGGUACCUCCCUCUCCUACCUCAAGGAGUUCAAGCGUUGCCCGAAGUCACCCAAAUCAUUCAUCUUCCUCAACUCAAGCACCUAUCCCUCAUCGCACCGUUCGCAGAUUGUCUCAAUCUAUCACAACGUCUCACCAUCCAUCCCAACGCUUCGCUUUCAUAUGGUCUAGCCAACCGUGGAAUGCCCAUGACACAUCUGGCUGAUACUUCCACCGGAGAUAUGUUCACCUCUCUUCUCAAACCAUGCUCUAUAACUCCCUCGACGUUCACACAUCUCACACUAUCCUGCAAAUCCAAACAAGGUUACACACUACAAGGCUGGGACGAAGUCUCUGGCCCUCCCCGUUCACCUUCUCUCACCAUUAGUUCUGAUCCACAGCCGGAUCCCUACAUCACCGUCAAGCCCCGUCUUAACCUCGACAUCGUCGGCAAGAAUGAAGUCAUCUACCCCAAUCUCCUCCCUUCCGUACUCCAAACCUAUCGUUUCCCCGCCAUCCGCACGUUCACUUGCGCGCUCUGUCGACCUCUCGACGCUCCUUUGGAAGUGCGGCGUCUCUUCCUUCCUCUCAAAACAGUCGAAGAGGUUAUUGUAGACGGCCACUCCCAGCCUUUCAAAGAACCUAAACUGUCAUCUCCUCUCCUACACGCCUUGGCCGAUGGUUCCACCGAUCUCAUCAACGACAACGACGACGUCCUUUUCCCAAAAAUGCGCACCCUCUCACUCGUAGAAUUUUCCUUCCUUAAGGCCGACGGCCCGACUUUCGAACACGAAGUUGUUGACGUCCUCAGGCGCAUCAUCGGUCGCAAACGAGCUUCCGUUACGCUUCAGAGCCUACACAUCGAGAAUUGCGAGAUAACGGAGGGACAGGUCGAUGUGCUCAGACCGCUCAUUCCGGAUUUCAGAUGGGAUGGAAAGGUGGAAAAGCGGCGGUGGGAAUGGACCCGAAUCAAUUUUUGA